Molecule: messenger RNA, 819 nt
Organism: Galendromus occidentalis (western predatory mite)
Lineage: Eukaryota; Metazoa; Arthropoda; Arachnida; Mesostigmata; Phytoseiidae
Product: phenoloxidase-activating factor 3-like
Exons: 5
Coding region: 1-819 (272 amino acids)
Biological process (GO): proteolysis
Molecular function (GO): serine-type endopeptidase activity
Source: RefSeq, a predicted model, not a curated record
AUGUUUCCCUGGACCGUGAAACUGUACAGAGUUGACGAGAGAGGUAAAUUGGGUCUCUGUACUGGGAGCUUGAUCUCUGACAGGCAUGUGCUCACCGCAGCCCACUGCGUCUACGGGAAAGACUACGUCAGCGGAAUCGUCGUUUUAUUGGGAUCGGCCAGUCCUCACCCCCGGUCUCACGACACGGUCAAGCGAACAGUGUCAGCCAUACGAAUGCACGACGGCUACACUCGAGAAGGCUUAGUGCGGGACAUCGCUUUGCUGUCUUUAUCGAAACCUGUGCGAUAUGGAGCGACCCUCAGACCUGUGUGUCUCCCCGAACCGCGAAUGGGUGACUACGCGUGGGAGCAGGCUGUCGUAGCGGGACAUGGUGUCGCUGGAUAUAAAGGUCAUGGGAAGUCGAAAAAGCCAAAGUUCCCGAAUACAUUGCAAUACACAGAAGUGGAGGUACAGGGCGAGUUCCGCUGCUCUUUGAUGUGGGCUCGGUACGGUCAGUUCAACUCGGAGUACCAAAUUUGCGCCAGAAAAGGAUACCAAGGACCGUGUGGGGGAGACUCUGGAGGCCCUCUGAUGCACCGGUCGGGCCGGUCGUACAGGAUGUACGUCAUCGGCAUAACGUCUUACGUCAAAGGACGCAGCUCGACAAAAUGCCUGACGAAGUACGGCGGCGUCUUCGUACGAGUGUCCGCGUAUUAUGACUGGAUUAUGGAGAGCCUCCACCAAGACGACGGCUGGGUGCCCGCUCGAUGCGAAAGCCGCAGAAAACAUGAAUCUUGCAAACUGUAUUAUAAAAUACUUCAGCUUUUAAACAUGUACUAA